AGUUAGAUUCAGCUCAACUAAUAUUUUCAUUCAAUUAUUAAAUAUUGUCUAUUGUUUAAUUAAAAAAAAAAAGAAUUUGUUGAAGUAAAAAUAGGAAUGAAAGUAUGAUGCAGUUCUGUGCAAUUCUUAUGAGACGUUGAGAAAUAUCAAGCAAAGAUUGCGCAAUACAAUGGUCAUAUAGCUGCAAGUUCAAAGGACUAGUAACCUUGACAACAGUUAGUAUGAAAUUCACAUGCCAAUAAUUAUGCAUAUGGCUGGCGUUAGAAAAAAUUUUAAGUCAUGAGUGUUAGUACAGAGGAGCCAUUCGAUGAAUUACUCGAUGAAAUUUACACUUGGUUGAAUCAGAUGACUUUUUCACGACCCAGGAAAAAUCUUGCACGAGAUUUCGCUAAUGGUGUAUUUAUGGCUGAAUUACUCAAGAGAUAUUAUCCAAGAUAUGUAGAUCUACAUAAUUAUAGCCACACUAACAGCUUAUCAUCUAAAAUAGACAAUUGGUGUACAUUAAAUAAAAAAGUCUUUCAGAAGAUUAACAUGAAAAUCUCUGAUAAAACAAUUUAUCAAGUUGCAACUUGUCAAGAUAAAGCUAUUGAAGAUGUUUUAAUAAAAGUAAGAAAUAGAAUUUUGAAAAACUGUAAUGAUGAAAGAAUGUCUCUUUGUUCUAAUUGUGAAGAUGAUAAAGAAAUAGAACCAGUAGAUUCUGUUUUAAAUUUCAAUGAAAUACGAAAUACAACAUUACCUAAGUCAGUUUUUUUGAAGUUAAAACAAGAAUUACAUGAUAAAGAUAAAGUAAUUACAGCAUUAAAUAAUAAAAUUACUCAUCUAGAAAGUUUGAUUAAACUAAAAAAUCAAAGAAUAGCAGAUCUUUCAACUCAAAUUGUUAGAUCUAAUCAUAGAUAA
This is a messenger RNA of Chelonus insularis, 897 nucleotides long. RefSeq names its product sperm flagellar protein 1-like. Lineage: Eukaryota; Metazoa; Arthropoda; Insecta; Hymenoptera; Braconidae. Gene Ontology annotation, biological process: regulation of cytoskeleton organization. Gene Ontology annotation, molecular function: microtubule binding. The record is from RefSeq and is a predicted model, not a curated record. Gene Ontology annotation, cellular component: axoneme. The coding region runs from base 280 to 897 and encodes 205 amino acids. The transcript has 2 exons.